This is a messenger RNA of Platichthys flesus (European flounder), 1388 nucleotides long. RefSeq lists its product as uncharacterized. NCBI's taxonomy places the organism in Eukaryota, Metazoa, Chordata, Actinopteri, Pleuronectiformes, Pleuronectidae. The record is from RefSeq and is a predicted model, not a curated record. The transcript is spliced from 2 exons. Bases 419 to 1237 code for a protein of 272 amino acids.
AUUAUUAUUUUACUUAUAUAAAACAUUAUGCAGAUGAUCCAUUUAUAUACAAUGCAGUUCCCUUUCAUCUUCCUCACAGAGAUAUAUUUAUCAUGUCAUUUAAAGUACGUUCAGACAGUUAUAAAGUCAACGAGCAAUGUUGGUUCUAGCAUAUCAAGAAAUCGUUGAUGUAGGGUGAAGGAGAUGUGAAAUUUCCGUCCGUCGAUUUCACGCAGUUGCAUCGACGGACUCGUUUUGGUUUAUGGUUCUCCAAGAAUUCCGCGUUCCAAAUUCAAAGCAAUUCCCCGCCAGAACACUAGGCGGAGUAACGUGUUUUGUCGAAGACGGCCUUAGAGACGCCUUCUUAGUGGGUGUGGCAGUCGUCGUUGAGCGUUUAUUUACCUUCUCCCAGUCGUGUUCGCCACACAAACCCUGAACGAUGGAUCACCUGAGUCAAAGUGACUUGGACGAGAUCGAGAUGAUUACCAUUCAACAGCAAAUGAUAAUAUUGCGAAGGAGGAUACGAGAAGAACAAUCAGAAAACCGUAGACGGAGACUCAGGUUUUCACCUCUCGCCCGACCUGUGAGGGAUUUGGACCAAACAGAAGAGAUCCGGAGCUUUGUCCACCUGGGACCACACGUUAAACACCGGGCGACGUCGUCCAACUACGACAUGCCCUCAACUGCCAGCAUGGCCAUCGACAAAGGACCAUCGCCAUCAACCUCCCCCGAGCCAUCCACCUCCUCAUCACCUGAGGCCUCCCCCGAGCUAUCCAGCUCUUCAUCAUCUGAGGCCUCCCCCGAGCUAUCCAGCUCUUCAUCAUCUGAGGCCUCCCCCGAGCUAUCCAGCUCUUCAUCAUCUGAGGCCUCCCCCGAGCUAUCCAGCUCUUCAUCAUCUGAGGCCUCCCCCGAGCCAUGCAUCCCCACACCCGAGGCCUUCGUCCAGGCAACAACUUCAGCUUCUCUGUGGCCCAGUUUACCGGCUUCCUUCACCCUGUCCGACCCUCUAGCCUCCAUGAAGCCGCCAUCUUCUCUGUCCCGCAUGGCCAAAAGAAAAAGGCAGAGGCAGCAGGACAACGAGGUGAUGGAGUUUCUGGAACAGAGAUGCACUGCUCUGCUUCAACACAAGAAGGAAGCGGAUCAGUUCAGUCGCUUUGGCGCUACUUUGGCGGAUGUGAUGAGGAAAAUGCCCGCAGAGACUAAGCAUGAAGCCAUGCGCAAAAUUUAUAACAUCGCGGCAGACUUUCUAGAGAAAUGAACGACAGACACUUUAUAUUUUGCAUGUGCUUCAAUAUUUUGUCUACUUGGUAUUGUUUUGCAGUGGUUUUUGCACUUUUUUUACUUUGAUAUUUUGCACCUUGUUUGUAUUCUUCUUGUGUGAUAUAAUAAAAAAUUGGCUGGUUGUGAAA